GGUUUGACAAUGAGCAGUCGGAGAAAGAGGGCCCCUCCUGUGAGGGUGGAUGAGGAAUCAAAGAGGAGGCUUGAGUGGAACAUGCUGGAGGACCGCAAAAACGACGGGAUCCAGGAAGGUGACGAGACUCCAUCCUCUUCCUGCCUUACAGCCGACCCCACUGCCAGCAGCUCCUUUUUCUCAGCGGUAGAACAUAUCCCAGAGGCUCCCUGCACCAAUUUGUCUCAGUUUUUAGAUGAACUUCCAAGUACGUCCUCAGAUAGUGCCUCAGCAUCCACCUCUCUGGCACUCUCUGUGGUGCCAGUUUUGAAGAUGGGCCACAUCUGGAAAGCUCUAAUCGGGGAGUUCAGCAUCAGGCCAGCUUGGCUGCCUUCCGACUACGAGCAGAGAUCUUUUAUGUUGUGUCGGACUGGUGAGCAGCUCUACCUGAGUUAUAGCAGCGGUGAUGAGAGCUCUGGGCUUCAGUGGAGCCCUGAGGAUGACAGCUGCCCAGUGGAGUGCAGCCUCAGUAGGAUCCCGUACGAGGACCUGAGCUGGCUGCAAAAGAGGAGGGUGGUGGAACUCUGCCACCAGACAAAAGAACAGGAAGUUAAGGUGGGAAUUUAUUUGCUAGAAACUGGGCUCGGAAAGCCAGAGUUCCUCAGUGAGGGAAACGCUCGUCUGAAGAAAGCCAAUCAGCUCAUGCAGAAACUCAUGGAAUAUUUCUACGAUUUCAUCAUCCCUGAAGUUGUAGAUAACGAGGAGGAGGAGUGUGACACGGACCUUGAGAGGCAAAAUGUGGAGGAACUUUACGAUUACGUGAGGCACCAGCAUCAGAAGCAGAACCAGGAUGUGACGUAUGACGUCCAGCACCAGGUUCUGAUUCCCGUCCUCAGGCCGUAUCAGAGCCAGGCAGUUAACUGGAUGCUGAGGAGAGAGAAAUACGGCAUCAUUGCACCUAAAGAACAAUCCCUACAUUUCCUCUGGCGAGAGUUGGUGACUUUAUGCGGCAAGAAAUUGUUUUAUAAUCCUUUUACUGGCUGCUUAAUUCGAGAGUUCCCUCUCGCUGGUAUUGAGUGGCCUGGUGGGAUCCUUGCUGAUGAGAUGGGCCUCGGGAAAACAGUGGAGGUCUUGGCGCUUAUCCUUUUUCAUACGCGACAGAAUCUGGAGCAGGAGGCCUUCACAUUGCCUGUGGGAAAAUCUGUAAAUUACUUCGUUCCUCCUCGUCCUUUAGAAAAGAAAGUUACCCGCUGCAAGUCUGAAGCUCAGCCCAAAAUAAAAACCUCCCACCCAACCGUGCGUGUGAUAUUGCUAAAUGCGAUAAAGGAAAUGCGGACCGGCAAAGGAGCCUCAGUCAACGCUGUUUUCACCUACAUCCGGGCCACAUACGGCUUUGACCUCCUGAAGAACCGCAAUCACAUCAAGAAGACGCUGGCGAAGCUAAUAAAUGAGGGCAUGGUCGACCGGGUCAAGGGUAGAGGCUUGGCGGGGUCGUUCAAGUUGGGAAAAAACUACAAAGAAACAAAAAAGAUCCUGUCAGGAGCACCCAAGUCUAUUUUCAAAACGGCAGAGAGCACGCCUAGGAAAAUGUUUCAGAGACGAGCAAAAGAGAAGGCAGAGGCAGCUCUGCAAAACUCCCUGUCAGAUGAUCAAAGAGAUCUGAGUCCUGCGUCUGACUGGUGUGAGACAGAAGGAAAAGAAGGGAAGCAGUGGGAUGAACGUUUGAACGAGCGGGCUGAUCAGGAGGAUGAAUCGAUGGAUACUACCGCAGCAUCUGUGAAGAUACCCCAGGAGAAAGGUGAGGACAUUCCCAGAAUCAACGAGCCGCUCGAAGAAAGAGGAGAAGCCUCUCAGACGGAUUCUCAGGACGAGACAGAAACUCCCACCAGAGCAUCGGUGGUCCCGUUCAACACCCUGGAUUACCGCUUUGAGUGCAUCUGUGGAGAGCUGGGCGUUAUUGAUUACAAGGCCCGCGUGCAGUGUAUGAACUGUCAGCUGUGGCAACAUGCAGACUGUGUCAACUAUAAAGAGGAAAGUCUUACGACAACCCCCUUUUACUGUCCUCACUGCCUGGUAGCUAUGAAACCAGUAUCCACUGGUGCCACACUCAUCAUUUCCCCUAGCUCCAUCUGCCACCAGUGGGUCGAAGAGAUCAACCGCCACAUCAGAUCCUCCUCCCUGCGAGUGUUGGUGUAUCAGGGGGUGAAGAAGCACGGCUUUAUCCAGCCUCGUAUGCUCGCUGAGCAAGACGUGGUCAUCACCACCUACGACGUGCUUCGCUCUGAGCUCAACUACGUCGACAUUCCUCACAGUAAUAGCAAAGACGGCCGGCGCUUCCGAAACCAGAAGCGCUACAUGGCGGUUCCCAGCCCCCUGGUGGCCGUGGAGUGGUGGCGCAUCUGUCUGGACGAAGCCCAGAUGGUUGAGUGUCCCACAGCGAAGGCUGCAGAAAUGGCUCUGCGUCUUGCCUCCGUCAACCGAUGGUGCGUCAGCGGCACUCCUGUCCAAAGAGGCUUAGAAGAUCUGUACGGCCUCAUGCUUUUCCUGGGCGUGGAUCCAUACUGGGUUAAACACUGGUGGGACCAGCUGCUUUAUCGCCCUUAUCGCCGUGGAAACACAGAACCUCUGUACAAUGUUAUCGCUCAGAUAUUAUGGCGGUCAGCUAAAAAAGACGUCAUCGACCAGAUUCAGAUUCCCCCUCAGACAGAGGAGGUUCACUGGCUUCACUUCACCCCAGUCGAGGGUCAUUUUUACCACCGCCAGCAUGAGGUCUGUUCCCAGGAUGCUUUGGUGAAACUCAGGAAAAUCUCUGACUGGAGCCUGAAACUGGGCAGCCUGGACCGCCGCACCGUCAACACCAUCCUGUACCCGCUGCUGAGGCUGCGUCAGGCCUGCUGCCAUCCGCAGGCCGUCAGGGGGGAGUUCCUGCCUCUGCAGAAGAGCACCAUGACAAUGGAGGAGCUCCUCAAGUCUUUGCAGAAAAAAUGUCGAGUGGAGUGUGAAGAAGGUCACAGGCAGUUGGUGUGUGCACUCAAUGGUUUGGCUGGAAUUCACAUCAUCAAAGGCGAGUUUGUAGAGGCCGUGGAGAUGUAUAGAGAGGUUCUGCGUUCAUCAGAGGAGCACAAAGACAGGCUGAAAACCGAUUCAUUACAGAGGCUUCAUGCCACCCACAACUUGAUGGAGUUACUACAUGCAAAGCAUCCUGGGAUUCCACCAACCCUCAGAGAUGACAGGCUCGGGGAAGAGGCUGAGCAGCUGCGGCAGCAUUAUAUGACCAAGUACGAUUCGGAGGUGGCCGACGCCCAUCAGGCGCUGCAGCCGGUGCUGCAGAACAUCAAAGAGUUGAAGCGGAAGGUGAACUUAAACUCCCCCUGGUGGUUGGAGGUCGUCCAGAGGGCAAUCCGCUGCUCCACCGAUGAAGAUCUGGUGUCCCGUGUCAAGAAUGAGCUAACGUCGAGCUACAAGCAGCAGUCCCACAAGCUCUCCAUGGCAGACAAGUUCCGUGAUGCCUGUGGUCUGCAGUUCCUGCUCACCACACAAAUGCAAGAUCUGAUGAAGUCCCAAAAAACUGUGCAAGACGCAGUGAAGAGCCUCGAGGGCCCAGCUUCUAAGGAAGUGAUUGAAGAGGCCACCGUUUGCCACCUUAGGCCAGUGAGACUGCCACUCAACAACUGUGUGUUCUGCAAAGCAGAUGAACUUUUCACUGAUUAUGAAUCCAAGCUGUUUGCUCAAACGGUGAAAGGUCAGACAGCCAUCUUUGAGGAAAUGAUCGAGGAUGAAGAAGGCCUAGUGGACGACCGUCUUCCCACCACCAGUCGCGGCCUAUGGGCGGCCAGUGAGACUGAGCGCACCCUCAAAGCCAUCUUGUCGUUCGCCAAAGUGAAACGGAUGGACCCGGAGCUGGUGGAGGAAGGGAACACUUUUAUGGAGCUGUUUGAGAACUGGAAGAAGGAGUAUAAAGUUUUGCAUGAGUACUGGAUGGUGCUGCGUAAUCACGUGUCGGCCAUUGACGAGUUGGGGAUGGCUACUGAACGGCUGCGUGUUCGUCUGCCUGAUGAACCGAAACCCAAACUUCUGCACAUUAUAGAACCGCACGAAGUGGAGCAGAACAGAGUGAAACUUCUAAACGACCAGGCUGUGGCCAAGUCGCAACUGCAGAAGAAGCUAGGACAGUUUCUCUAUUUAACCAAUCUGGAAAAGUCGCAGGACAAGUCAACUGGAGGGCUGAACCCUGAGCCAUGCCCCAUCUGUGCUCGGCCGCUGGGACAGGAGUGGGCAGUGUUGACCUGUGGUCACUGCUUUUGUAAUGAAUGCAUCGCCAUCAUUGUGGAGCAGUAUAGCGUGGGCUCAAGGCGGCGCGCCAUCAAGUGUGCCAUUUGCAGGCAGACUACGUCCCACGCAGAAAUCUCCUACGUUUUCACCACCCAGUCGUCGAGCCACGAUCAAGACAUACCAGUCAAGGGAAGCCACUCUACCAAAGUGGAGGCGGUUGUAAGAACAUUGAAGAAGAUUCAGAUGAACGAUCCUGGUGCAAAGUGUCUCGUCUUUUCAACAUGGCAGAGUGUCCUGGACAUCAUUGCUAAGGCCUUGUUGGACAAUAACAUGGAGUUUUCACAAAUCAAUGGAAUUCAUAAAUUCCAGGAAAAUCUUAGUUCUUUCAAGUAUGAUGAAAAGAUCAACAUUCUUCUCCUCCCUCUCCACACCGGCUCCAACGGCCUGAAUAUCAUUGAAGCAACACACGUCCUGCUGGUUGAACCGAUUCUGAACCCAGCUCAUGAGCUCCAGGCUAUAGGCAGGGUACACCGGAUUGGUCAAACAAAGCCAACGUUUGUGCACAGAUUCCUAAUUAAAUCCACUAUCGAGGAAAGAAUGCAAGCAAUGCUGAAGACAGCGGAAAAGAGUCACACCAGCACAGCCAUGAAGCACUCUGAGGCUGCCGUUCUGACAGUGGCCGACCUGGCCGAUCUGUUCACCGAGGACACGGAACCUCUGGAGUGAUUGUGCACAUCGAUCUGCUCCUGGAGGAAGAGCAGAAACACAGCUGAUCCGUUACACAGCGGCGUUUAAAAGUACUCUGAAUUUGCACAUUCCUUUUUUAUAUGUCAGCGACUUGAAUUGUGAAAUGCAUUUCCGGAAAUUUUUUUUUAGCCAAUAACAAGUGACGUGUUUGCAAAACAUAUUUAAGGUCAGAUUUUAAUGUAGGUCAGUUACUGUUCUGAUUGUCUCAGCUU
Cyprinodon tularosa is the source of this 5210-nucleotide messenger RNA. It is a transcript of the gene shprh, whose product is annotated as SNF2 histone linker PHD RING helicase. The record is from RefSeq and is a predicted model, not a curated record. Gene Ontology annotation, molecular function: ATP-dependent chromatin remodeler activity; protein binding; ubiquitin protein ligase activity. Lineage: Eukaryota; Metazoa; Chordata; Actinopteri; Cyprinodontiformes; Cyprinodontidae. The coding region runs from base 10 to 4977 and encodes 1655 amino acids. Gene Ontology annotation, biological process: protein polyubiquitination; DNA damage response; nucleosome assembly. The transcript is spliced from 29 exons. Gene Ontology annotation, cellular component: nucleosome; nucleus.